UAACAGACAGGCAAUCGAGACAGGCAGCCGUAAGCUAAAAAAACUGGCGAGGGCCAAUAUUCUCUACUUAUAUCGUGCUUCUCUUAUAAUAUUUUUUAGGAUAGGUCUUUUAUCUAACAAAGCAUUUAUUUAUAUGUGCGCAGAAAGCUCUACCCAGUGGUAUUCUAGUGUUGCUCUUACUGAAGUUUGAUAGUGUCUAUUUCAAUUUUUUAAAUGUAUCUCUAUUUUUUGUUUAAAGUGCUCACUAUUUUUGAUGAUACAAAUUACGACAGUGACUAAGAAAUAAAUAGUGAACCAACUUUACUGUAUCUGUAAGAUGGAGACGGAACCGGUAGGCGAUCAGGGGCUCGAGCUUGAUAAACCUCCAAAUAUUGGCCUUAAGUUAUUACUGAAUCACGAGUACCCCUUACAGAGUAAACAAAUUAUAAGACCAAGGGUCAAUCAAAUGUUUGAAAUGAUGCCCCUUUCCGCGAGGUAUUUUAAGUAUUAUCUUGGUAAAAGGAUACAUAAGAAGCGUCCAAUUAUGGACUAUAUACAUAUGAUAUCAGCACAACGAAUGUAUGGUUGUCCAAUUGGGGGUAUUGGUGGAGGCACUAUUGGCAGAGGGUUCAAAGGAGAGUUUUGCCGUUUUCAACUAUAUCCAGGUCUCUAUGAAUAUGUCACAGUUCCAGAAUGCCAAUUCAUUGUGAACAUAAGAAAUGCUAAAAAAGAAUCUAUAUUCCAGUCUGUUUUGUCUACUUAUGAUAAACCAAAAAAAGCACCAUCAACAUGGGAGUGGAAUCUUAAUGCUGCAGAUUGUGAAUAUACAGCUUUGUACCCUCAAGCAUGGACUACAUAUGAUUUGAGUAAAUAUGGUGUGAGGCUUGUAUGUAAGCAAAUUUCUCCUGUAAUACCACAUAACUACAAAGACAGUAGUUUGCCAUGUGCUGUGUUUGUGUUUUCUGCAAAAAAUGUUUGCGAUGAACAUAGAGAUGUGAGUAUAACAUUCACAUGGACUGAAGUUUUGGGAAACACCAAUAAGAAAAAAUCUGUAGCCAAAUUAGACAUGGAAAGAUACUCAGAAGACUACACAUGUGGUGUUACAUUAGAGCAAAAGAUUUUGGAAACACCAUGUACAUUUACGAUAGCGAAAAAGAAACAAGAAAACGAAACGAUCCAUGAAGGUUAUUGCUUGUGGAGCUCUACAAAGACAUCCAGCUAUGUUUGGGAUUGUCUAAAAAAACACGGGAAAUUAGAACCUGAUCCGAAUUUGACUCCACCUCCUCCUAAGGUCCCUGAUAAAUCGGACAAAGAUAAGGAUGAAAAAGAGAAAAAGGAAAAACAGAAAAAGAUCUAUAAAUGUGAUUCCAUGGGCCUUUCUAGUGUGUUAUCUUUAGAUCCUGGGGGAGUAGGAGCAACGGAGUUUUGCCUUGCUUGGGAUAUGCCAAUUAUUAAAUAUAAAAAAGACAAAAAAGUACAUAAAAGGUUUUAUACGAAAUAUUUUGGAAGCGAUGGAAUCGCCGGUACCAGCAUAGCUGCGUAUGCGCUUAGGAGUUAUAAAAAUUGGGAAAAACAACUCUCCGAAUGGCAAGAACCUAUAUUCACAAAUAGCAAUAUACCAGAUUGGUUAAAAAGUGCCUUAAUGAACGAGCUUUAUUUCAUCGCCGACGGCGGUACGAUUUGGUUUGAUGUACAUGAUGAGUAUCCAGAUACGGAUCCCAGACAUUCAUUUGGAUUGUUUGGAUAUCUUGAAGGACACGAAUACAGAAUGUACAAUACUUAUGAUGUACAUUUCUAUGCCUCAUUUGCUUUAGCACAGUUGUGGCCUAAUUUACAAGUUGUACUACAGUACAUGUUCCGUGAUACUAUAACACAAGAAAGUGAGAAAAGUAGACAGUCACUUUAUGACGGUAAAUCAGUAAAAUUCAAGAUUAAGGAUUCUAUUCCCCAUGAUUUGGGCGAUCCAGAGGAUUCGCCGUUUUCGAAUAUAAACGCGUACAAUAUCCACGAUGUGAGCGAAUGGCGGGACCUGAACCUCAAGUUCAUCCUGCAAGUGAUGCGUGACUACCGCCUGCUGCGAGGCCACACGGCGCCGUUCGCGAGCGAAAGGUACCGCUCGAUGGCGUACAUAGACGACGUUAGAGACGGCACCGAGGACGAUCUGUACUCGCGCUCCACCGGGCAGGCGGACGACUCGGAGCCGUCAGAGGGCGCUACCACCGCCACCGAGGGCAGCCCGGGGCAGGAGGCGCGGCCGUACGCCGUGGGGGACAUACUCGACCUGUUGUACAGGAGCGCGGAACCGGAGGCCGAGGGCUCCAGCCUGGAGCCGCGGCCGGAGCCCCGCGAGCCGCCGGCCGCCGUGUGGGACGCGGCGCGCUACCUCGCCGACAUGUUUCCCUCGUGCGUGGCGCUGCUACGCCGCGCCCGCCACUGGGACCGCGACGGCGACGGCCUCAUAGAAAACGGCGGCUUCCCUGACCAGACGUACGACGCCUGGGUUAUGUUGGGCCCGAGUGCUUAUUGUGGGGGUUUGUGGGUAUCGUCAGUGAGCGUGGUGCGUGCCAUGGCUCGUAUCCUCGGCCAUGAAGCAGAAGAACGUGAGUUUUCCAAGCUACUCGAACAAGCGCAAAACUCAUUUGAGAACAAACUGUGGAAUGGAUCGUACUACCGAUUCGACACGUGCCCCGCGAACAGUCGCGUGGUGAUGGCUGAUCAACUUGCUGGACAUUGGUUUCUACGCGCCUCUGGCUGGACAGAAGAUGUGUUCCCUGAUGCUAACGUGAAGAAAGCUCUGUCUACUAUAUAUGACAACAACGUACUAAAGUUCAAAGAGGGCCGCAUGGGCGCCGUGAACGGUUACGUGACCGGUGCCCGCGGACACGUGGAUACUACCGCGCUGCAAAGCGAGGAGAUGUGGACCGGAGUUACUUACGGACUGGCCGCACUCAUGAUAUACGAAGGCAUGCACGAGGAAGCAUUCGUAACAGCUGGCGGUCUACAUAAAACAUUAACUCAAAUGGGCUUAUCCUUUGAAACCCCGGAGGCUCUCUAUGAAAAUGGGAAUCAUCGGUCUAUAGCGUAUAUGCGUCCUCUAGCUAUUUGGGCCAUGUAUCAGGCCAUUUUAGCGAGACCACCCCAGCAUUUGCCAGUAGCUAAUGGACAAGUUCGUAACACCAAAGAAAACACCUUAUAGUAAUAAAUACGUAAUUAUAAUUUUUAUGGUGACUAUUAAAGAAAAUUAAAGAUUUUUCUGCAUAGGAAAAAUCUAUUUUAUGUUGUAUGAUCCUAAUUUUAAUACGCAGCUUUUGCGAAAUAUUGCUUCGACUAACUGAAAUUGUUGCGUGUAUUUAUGUCUUCAUCCAAUAUAAGAAUGUAAACAUUGGAUUUGAUUUUGAUACUAGACAAAAUUUUAAAAUAUUAUUAUGGAAAUGAUUAAUACGUAACAUAAAUUUUGUAAAAUCGUUAUAUGUACCUAACAAUAAUGUUGUUUGAUAUGGUGACUGUAUUUGUUCUGUAAGAGCAAUAGUAACACCAAUGAAUGGGGGAAAAUAUUGAAUGCAAAGUGAUACUAAUUAAUAUCCAUUACAUACUGCUGCUUAAAAAUAAUUCUAGAAUCACUAUUUACAGACAGAAUCCAAUCCUUUAUAUCCUUUCUAUUCUUUUAUUUUUCUUUAGCCGGCUAGAUUUUCCAAUUUGUAAAUAAUUAUGGUACAUUCUCGGUAUUAUGAUUAGAACAGCUGUUAUAAACAGAAUUAAUUGAAUCGGAGAGUACAUUUUUUUCCUAAAAUCUACAAAAUAAAUAUUGAGCUGUGAAAAAUAAAAGAAUAGAAGGGUUAAAAAAAUUUUUGACGUUAUUUUUGAAGAAUCUAAUGUUGCCAAACAUGACUGGGUUAUAUAAUCAAAGAUGUAUGCUCUUUCUGGUUUGUUUUGUAUCUAAUCUGAGAUAAUGCCUGAUUGCAAAAAAAAAAGUAACUACGUCAAUGGUUCAUGUAUUCAUAUAAAAACUAACAAAAUUAUUCUAACAAGUUUGCGUCUGAUCUAGUUUUUAUUUUUACUGAUGAUAUAUUUUGUAAACAAUCUUGGAUCGACUUUUUAUCAUAAUUGUCAUUUAAAAAAUAAUAUACAAAAUAAUAAUUAAAACCUUAAUUUUAGUGAUUUGUUCAUUUUAUGCGCUGUUUUAUAGAUAUAUAAAAAACACGUCAAACUGGUUACUAUAUUCUGCACGCUGUAGCAUGGUGCGGGUGACAGCUGACAUUUUUGGCAGUUAUAGGUGUAAAAGAGCUGUGAGAUUUUUAGUGUAAAUUUUUUACGUGCGCAAUACCGCGUGCGUUUUAAAAUUGUACACGCGCGAACUUACUAAUAUGUUAACAGCUUACUGGGCCUCGCUAGGCAAAGACCGCGCAGAAUGAACUGGAUGGCAUGAGAAAUAAGAAGACCGUUGGACUUAGUUCAUCCCAAUGACCAGCACAUUUUCAUGUCCGGCGUGUUAAACGACCGGAGAGUGGCAAAUUGCCCCGUGUUGUUUGCAACCGACCAAAGUUUCCCUUCCUUUCCACCUUUUCAUCCCUUCAAGAGGAUGUGAGAUGACACGGAGUAAUUAGAGUCAAAAUCAUACUAUCAUAUUUGAUUCUUUGACAUAAGCAAACGUUUCUUUGAUUUGUCAUUCGUACCAUGCAAUAUCGUGCAAAUAAUAUGCCAGAGUGUAUCUCAUGUGAAAAAGGCUGUAACGGGUAAGUUCUACAGCGAUAAAAUUAUUUUCCAUCUGUCGGUCUCGUUCAUAAAGAUAAUAAUAGAAAUAAAUUGUAUACUUUUGUGAAAUUCUGUCCACAGAGACAAUAUUUUUUCAUUAAAUAUUUAUAGUUAUAAUUUCUGACCUCAAUAUUUCAGGUCAUUUUAUUAUUGGCCAUUAAAAUUAUUAUAAGAAUAUACAUUGUGAUAUUUCUUGCUAGCGGAAAGAAAAAAAAAUAUGCAAUUUUUUUACAUUAUGCAUUUAUAUUUUUUCUCUUUUUUACCUAAGUAUUAAUUGUUGUACCAAUGAAAUUGUAACGAAAGUAUUGUUAAGUUACUACUUAUGGUUCUUUUUAUUGAAUUGUUUAAUUAUGUUUAAUUUAAAUAUUAAAUUGUGUGUAAUUGUUAUAUAAAUUUACAAAAACGUGGUCAAACCAUAUGUGUUACCCUGUAUAUAUAUGUUGUGAUUUUAAAUGUAGUAUUUUAUUUUAACCGCAAGGGAUUAAUUAGAUGCCAAAUGAAGUCAUUUUUAUUCUUAUCAUUUAUUUUCAAAUAUGUAGUACAUAUAAAUGCAUUUUGGAACACGUUAAUAUAAAAAUAUGAAAAAUCA
This is a messenger RNA of Galleria mellonella (greater wax moth), 5320 nucleotides long. Its product is annotated as non-lysosomal glucosylceramidase. The record is from RefSeq and is a predicted model, not a curated record. Gene Ontology annotation, cellular component: membrane. Lineage: Eukaryota; Metazoa; Arthropoda; Insecta; Lepidoptera; Pyralidae. Gene Ontology annotation, biological process: carbohydrate metabolic process; glucosylceramide catabolic process. Gene Ontology annotation, molecular function: beta-glucosidase activity; glucosylceramidase activity. The transcript has 15 exons. Bases 317 to 3175 code for a protein of 952 amino acids.